Molecule: messenger RNA, 2323 nt
Organism: Gilbertella persicaria
Lineage: Eukaryota; Fungi; Mucoromycota; Mucoromycetes; Mucorales; Choanephoraceae
Exons: 5
Coding region: 35-2317 (760 amino acids)
Biological process (GO): protein deubiquitination
Cellular component (GO): nucleus; cytosol
Molecular function (GO): cysteine-type endopeptidase activity; protein binding; zinc ion binding
Source: RefSeq, a predicted model, not a curated record
CUCUCUCUCUCUUUCUUUCUUUUUAUAUUUAUCCAUGACGUGCUCUCACUUGGAAUCUGCUUCUUUUAACCCUCCUUCUGUUUAUACAAAAGUACAUAAAGAAGAAUGUACGCAGUGCUUUGAUAGUCAGGAUGUUCCUGAAGGUAUUGAUGUCUGUCUUACUUGUUUUAAUGGUGGUUGUUUGGAUCCUACAAGACAUCAUGCCUAUACACACUAUCAACGAACAGGCCACUCACUUGCUGUGAAUAUCCGACGCAUCUUAGUAGAACAACCCAGUAACAAAAGAAGUGAUGGCGGUGCUGACGGUACUACGCCUCCUCCUCCCAAAAUCACCAAACUGGCUAUCUCUGUUGAAGAUCAAGAACCUGUCUAUGAAUACCAUACACAAGUACGCUGUCAUGCUUGUCAAACUAUCGAGCCUAAAGAACAAUGGCCAUCCAAGUUAACUACAGCAGUCGAUGCUGUCUUGAAUGCCAUGUCUUCCGCUAAACAAUCUGAAGUCCAAUCUUGGGAAGAAGUUAUCACGCCUUGUGAACACACGUUAUGUCUUGCUCAAGAAGCCCCCAAGAAACUGGAUCAUCAAGAGUUAGCCCAUUGUGCAGACUGCGACUUGAACCAAAACCUAUGGCUCUGUCUUGUUUGUGGUAAUCUCGGUUGUGGUCGUAAACAAUACGAUGGAUCAGGCGGCAAUAACCAUGCCAUUGAACAUUUUGAAAAGACAGGCCAUGGUGUCAAUGUCAAGCUGGGCACGAUCACAGCAGAAGGUACAGCCGAUAUUUACUGUUAUAGCUGUGACGAUGCUCGUCUUGAUGAGAAUUUGGCUACUCAUUUAGCCAACUGGGGUAUUCAAGUAGCUCAACAGACCAAGACUGAAAAGAGCAUGACAGAACUACAGCUUGAACAAAACCUCAAGUUUGAUUUCAGCAUGACCACAGAAGAUGGUAAGCAACUUGAACCUCGAUUUGGUCCUGGCUAUACGGGUCUCAAAAACUUGGGCAACAGUUGUUAUAUGGCCAGCGUACUUCAGUCUGUCUUUAAUAUCCCUGCGUUUCAAGAGAGAUAUGGUAAACAAUUAGAAGACCAUGCUAAAGUAUGUACUCAAGCAGACCCUGCAUCAUGUUGGUCUUGCCAGUUACAUAAAUUAGCAGAUGGAUUGUUAUCCGGUCGUUACUCUCAACCUAUCACCAAUGCAACCCAAGAUGGCAUUGCACCUGGUAUGUUUAAGGCAUUGGUAGGUAAAGGACAUGCUGAAUUCUCUACGAUGCGUCAACAAGAUGCCUUUGAAUUCUUCCAAUAUCUCUACAAAAACAUUCAGCAAAAAGAACAUGCUCAAGGACCCACUCAACCCACAGAUGUAUUUGACUUUAUGCUAGAACAACGCAUUCAAUGUGACACCUGUAAAAAAGUACGGUACCAAAAAGACCCCACCAACAGUAUCUCUGUCAGUGUGCCUGCUAAACCCACACAAGAUGGUUAUGAGCCUGUUGAUUUUACUGAAUUGAUGGAUACCUUUGUCAAGCCAGAAGUUGUGGAUGGAUACCAAUGCCCUCAAUGUCAGACAAAGACAACAGCCUAUCGAUCUGUCAAGUUCAGCACAUUUCCUCAAGUGUUGGUCAUCAAUCCCCGUCGAUUUGCCUUUGUGGAUUGGGUGCCUCAGAAACUCAAUAUUCCACUUCAAUUCCCUGACAAGGUCAACCUGGACAACUACAUGGGCACAGGUCUUUUACCUGGAGAAGAGCCCUUACCAGAAGAAGAACCCAAUCAAGAGCCUGCAUUUAAUCAGACUGAUUUAGAUCAAUUGCAAGCCAUGGGUUUCUCUGAGAACAGAUGUAAGCGAGCACUGAUGAAUACAGGACACCAAGGUGCUGAAGUGGCUAUGGCUUGGAUGUUUGAACACAUGGAAGAUCCUGAUAUUGAUGGACCCCUUGAAGACACAACUGCUGUUGAUGAUAGUCAAAUCCAAACAUUACAAGAUAUGGGAUUUACUGCAGCACAGGCUAAAAAGGCUUUAAGUGAGACUAACAAUGAUACUGAAAGAGCCUUAGAUUGGUUAUUCAGUCAUCCUGAAGAUCAAGGUCAAGAAGGAGAAGAACAACAACAACAAGAGCCAAAGCGUAUAGGCGACACCCAUGCUCCUUUCAACUAUCGAUUGGAUUCUUUUAUUUCUCAUAAGGGUACUUCAAUUCAUUGUGGCCAUUAUGUUGCUCAUGUAUUCAAGAAUGAUGAUGAAUGGGCUUUAUUCAAUGAUAACAAGGUGGCUGUUACACCUCAUCCACCUAAGGGUGAAGCCUAUCUUUACUUUUUAAAAAGGCAAUAAAAGAUG